Messenger RNA from Trichosurus vulpecula (common brushtail), 2912 nucleotides. RefSeq names its product transmembrane protein 132B (gene TMEM132B). The record is from RefSeq and is a predicted model, not a curated record. Bases 28 to 1815 code for a protein of 595 amino acids. NCBI's taxonomy places the organism in Eukaryota, Metazoa, Chordata, Mammalia, Diprotodontia, Phalangeridae. The transcript is spliced from 4 exons.
GACUCCAUCUUUGUGAAUGGGAAGGAGAUGAAGAGUAAAGUGGACACCAUUGUGAACUUCACGUACCAGCAUUUCACCACUCAGCUCGAAGUGACCGUCUGGGUCCCAAGGCUGCCUUUGCAGAUUGAGAUCUCAGACACAGAGCUGAGCCAGAUCAAGGGAUGGAGAAUCCCCGUUGCUCCCAACAAAAGGCCUACUCGAGACAGUGAUGAUGAUGAGGAUGAUGAAAAGAAAGGAAGAGGCUGCACCCUUCAGUACCAGCAUGCCAUGGUGCGUGUGCUGACGCAGUUUGUGGCCGAGUCAUUGGAUUUAGGAGGCCAGCUGACCUAUAUGUUGGGCUCUGAUUGGCAGUUUGACAUCACCGAUCUAGUGGCAGAUUUCAUGAAGGUGGAAGAACCAAGAAUUGCCACGUUACAAGAUGGCAGGACACUGGUUGGUCGUGAGCAGGGAAUAACAACAGUGCAGGUCCUCUCACCUCUCUCUGAUUCCAUCUUGGCUGAGAAGACAGUCAUAGUACUGGAUGACCGGGUCACCAUCACAGACCUAGGAGUACAGCUCGUGGCAGGCUUAUCUCUUUCCUUGCAGCCCAACAAAGGAAACAAAAGAGCUAUUGUUUCAACAGCAUCUGCUCAUGAUAUUCUUCAUGCCCCACAACAGGAAGCAAUAGUCAGUUCUUGGCUUUUGUUCAGCGAUGGCUCGGUGACUCCUUUAGAUAUUUACGAUCCUAAGGAUUUCGCUGUUGCUGUCACGUCACUGGAUGAGAUGGUGGUGUCUGCCCAGCCAAGCCUUCAGUCCAAGUGGCCCAUUGUGGUUGCUGAGGGGGAAGGGCAAGGGCCUUUGAUCAAGUUAGAAAUGAUGAUCAGCGAACCUUGUCAGAAGACCAAGAGAAAGAGUGUCCUUGCAGUUGGGAAAGGGAGCGUCAGGGUAAAAUUUGGGCAGAAAAUGGAUGACAACCAAGGAAGCACCAAUGAUAUUGAAGGUGUCAAUCGUGAAUAUAGAGAGCACUUCGGUAAUUCCAUAGAGAGGGAAGGAGACCAGGAGAGGGCCAUACAGGAAUGGUCCAAACAUGGCACUUCCAUUGGUCAGGAAGAAAGUGGCAAUAAAUCCACCACUCCACAGUCAUCUCUGGAGGGAAAGGGGAACAAGUUCCUUGAGAAGGGCCAACUCCAGAAUAAUGCAGAUGCCUUCACAAGUUUCCCUACCCAAGUGGAGUUACCAGAGCCAAAUAAUCCGAAUGAUCUUUCACUGACCUCUAGGGGGUUAACAGACUUAGAGAUUGGCAUGUACGCCCUCCUCUGUGUCUUCUGCCUGGCCAUUUUAGUCUUCUUGAUCAACUGUGUGGCAUUUGCUUGGAAGUACAGACACAAAAGAUUUUCAGUGAGUGAGCAAGGAAAUAUCCCCCACUCUCAUGACUGGGUUUGGCUCGGGAACGAAGUGGAGCUCUUGGAAAACCCUGUGGACAUCUCCCUUCCAUCGGAGGAGUGCACCACCAUGCUCGACCGUGGGAUGCAGUUCGAGGAGAGCAAUUUCCUUCUAAAUGGCAGCUCUCAGACGGCAUUGCACAGCCAACUCCUUAGGCCUUCUGAUUAUGUUUAUGAAAAAGAAUUAAAAAGUGAACCUCUAAAUCCUGGCCCAAAAAGGAAACGAGUCAAGUUCACUUCAUAUACCACAAUUCUCCCAGAGGAUGGAGGCCCCUAUACCAACUCUAUCCUCUUUGACAGUGACGAUAACAUCAAGUGGGUUUGCCCAGAUAUGAGUCUUGGGGACUCGCAAGAGUUUAGAGACUAUAUGGAAAGACUGCAAGACCAGAUGUAAACUACUUUAUUAUGUUUGUAUUCACCUUUAUGCCUUCUGUUUUGGAAUGGUGGAGGAGGAAGUCCUGUCAGCAAUAGGGGAGGAUGAAGCUGAGCUCAAGACAUGGAGGUCUGGAUGGACCACUUCACAUGUGGGUAGCAGAGCUAUGAUGGUUUCAUUUGAAGCCAGGGCGUGCCCCUCUCAAAAACCAUGUGGCAGAUACUGGAAGGGUUUGGGGGGAAGGGGUCUAAGACAGCCAUUUUUUGAUACUGCCUGGUACUAGCACAGUGCUAAUACAAAUAAACUCCGACCCCUCGGGAUACAGUGUGAGAUUCAUGGCAUCUCAUGAUGGACAGUCGUUUGGAAUUAGAGAGGACCUGGGGGUUGAUUUUUUUUCUAUUCCUAGUCCUUUGUAAAGCACAGUGGACAUUUCCUUGCCCUUGGCCUGAGAAUAGACAUCUUUGAAAGAUAAUUGAAUGUAGCCAUUUCAUUUUAUUUGUGAUGAGCCGUGCUCAUGGUUUUUUAUAUACAUUUAUACCAACCCCCUAGUUCACGUGGCCUCUGGGUUUCUUUUAGACAAUGGAAGAGAAGAAAUCUCAAACUUUCCUUUUUGGGGAUUCUUUUGAUUUGUAUAAAAAUUUAGUUCCUCAUCUUUGCCAUGAUGUUUAUGAUGUGUCCACUUGGAUGCUGAUUUUCUCCACGUUGGCAUCUUUUAGCUUUUAGGGACAGUCCCUAAGAAUCACAUCUUCAUCUUCUCUUUUUCUUCUUCCUCUCUGGAAUCCCUGGUAGCAGGCUGAGAGGUGGGGAGGAUGUCCUUUGGUACCUUUCUACCUACAGCUUGAAAAGUUUGGAGGGGAGGGGAUAUUAAUGGGGCAUUAGUCAGUUAUUUUUGUCCCAGGCAAUUGGAAAUUAAUGGGAAACUAGGAGGCCCUAUUUCAUAGAGGGAAAAAAAUGUCUCAAUUAAAACAGCUGUAUUUAUAUAAGCACGCUGUGGUCAACACAUUUUAUUAUCCAAAUGGAGAUCUAAAAUUAGAACUGAUAUUUGCAGAAAGAAAAUUGCCUAGGAAAUAGUGGAAGAUUAAACUCUCUGUGUUUCUCCUCCCCACCCCAGACAAUAA